AUGGAAAUUUUGGUUCACAACGGUGUGAUCUUUCCGCCUCCGUACGAGCCCCAUGGUGUAAAGAUGAUGUAUGAAGGGAAGCCGGUAGACUUGAGUCCGGAACAAGAGGAGGUCACAAUUAUAUACGCCGUGAUGAAAGAUACAGAUUACGUGCAGAAGAAGCAAACGUUCCGAAACAAUUUUUGGAAUGAUUGGCGUAAGUGGCUCGGGGAGAACCACGUAAUUCGGAGGUUGGAUGGUUGCGAUUUCACCCCAAUAUACGAGUGGUGUAUGAAAGAAAAGCAAGACAGGAAACAAAUGAGUAGGGAAGAGAAGAAGGCCGCGGGGGCGGAGAAAAAGAAACGAGAGGAGAAGUAUGCGUGGGCGUUCGUUGAUGGCGAAAAAGAGAGAGUUGGAAGCUUCAAAGUUGAACCUCCUGGAUUGUUCAGAGGCCGAGGGGAGCAUCCAAAAUCAGGAAAGGUAAAAAGGCGGAUUCUUCCAAGUGAUGUUUCGAUCAACAUAGGGCAGGAUGCACCGGUUCCAGAAUGUCCUGUCCCCUGCGAAAGGUGGAAGGAAGUGAGGCAUGAUGAUACGGUUACAUGGUUAGCUUUCUGGACAGAUCCAAUCAAUCCAAAUAAAUUCAGGUACCUGUCUCUUGGGGAGAGUAGCUCCUUGAAGAUAGAAAGUGACCAGAAGAAGUACGAGAAUGCGAGGAUGCUCAAGGACUACAUUGGGAAAAUCAGGGCAGAUUACAGGGAUUUUACUAGUAAAGAUUGCGUGAAGAGGCAGAUAGCGGUUGCAACCUAUCUCAUCGAUAAGCUUGCUCUGAGGGCGGGAAAUGAAAAGGGAGAAGAGGAAGCUGAUACUGUUGGUUGCUGCACAUUGAAGGUAGAGCAUGUGAAAGCAAUCGGCCCUAACUCGAUGGAGUUUAACUUCCUUGGUAAAGAUUCGAUCAGAUACCAAAAUACCGUUGAAGUUGAGGUUCCUGUUUACAAGGAAAUUAGACAGUUCCAGGCCGGGAAACGCGGUGGUGAUCAUCUCUUCGACAAGCUGGAUGCGAGUAGAUUGAAUGCUCAUUUAAAGCAACAGAUGCCUGGCCUUACGGCAAAAGUGUUUCGUACAUACAAUGCUUCUAUCACAUUGGAUGACUUGUUGAACAAGGAAAUCAAAGACGAAGCAGAUCUUUCAGAGAAAGUCGCUGUUUAUAACCACGCAAACAAAGAGGUUGCCAUCAUCUGUAAUCACCAGCGUACAAUUUCAAAGUCUCACGAAGAACAAAUGUCUAAAUUGAUGGAAAAGAUUGGCGGCGUUCGUGACAACCUAAAAGAGCUGAAAACAAAGUUGGAAAGGGCGAAAAGAGGAAAGCCACAGCCGCCGACUGACGCUGAUGGAAAGGCAAAGAGGAAUUUGACCCCAGAUGAGUUGGAGAAGAAGAUAGCUCAAAAAACUGCGGACAUCGGAAACAUGGAGAUGGGCAUGAGAACGAAAGAGGAUCUGAAAACAGUGGCGCUGGGAACAUCGAAACUCAACUAUCUUGACCCUAGGAUCACGGUUGCAUGGUGCAAGCGAAAUCAAGUUCCAAUUCAGAGGAUGUUCAACACCACUCAACUGAGAAAGUUUGCUUCAAUGACUGUGGAUCCUGACUUCAGAUUCUGA
Molecule: messenger RNA, 1635 nt
Organism: Pyrus x bretschneideri (Chinese white pear)
Lineage: Eukaryota; Viridiplantae; Streptophyta; Magnoliopsida; Rosales; Rosaceae
Product: DNA topoisomerase 1 beta-like
Biological process (GO): DNA topological change; chromosome segregation; DNA replication
Cellular component (GO): chromosome; nucleolus
Molecular function (GO): DNA binding; DNA topoisomerase type I (single strand cut, ATP-independent) activity
Source: RefSeq, a predicted model, not a curated record